Molecule: messenger RNA, 855 nt
Organism: Caenorhabditis remanei
Lineage: Eukaryota; Metazoa; Nematoda; Chromadorea; Rhabditida; Rhabditidae
Exons: 4
Coding region: 1-855 (284 amino acids)
Source: RefSeq, a predicted model, not a curated record
AUGAUUAUCCUAAUUCUUCUACUGUUUAAUGUCGUUUUAUCGAAACUAAUCCGUGUGAACGAAUGGCACGAAAUACCAAUAGCUGGAACAGAUUAUGAAGAAGCAUUGAUUGAUUUUCAUUUAUUUGCCACGUGUGAAAAAUUCUCCGUUUUGUUCGCCACAGAAAAAGAGGGAGCGAGUCGAUUCGAGUUCACUUAUUAUGAUAUUGCAUUGAGAAAAAUAGAUGUUCAAUCAGUGAUGACAGAUCAAGUACACAUACCAGAGACACCGAAAGUGAUCGGAUCGUGCCGAGAGAAUAAUCGGAAGAUUUUGAGGGCGAAGAUCCGUACUUCCAACGACACGAUAACAUUCAAAAUCGAUGAUCAACUAAUACGUCGUCCAUUCGAUUCAUCCCUUCAUAAAAUCAAAAUUCUGAUUCCCCAAAGUGUCGCCUGUUGCCUAAUACGUGCUCUAUUCCUCAGUAACGCUGAUCUCGAAGCGUACACUUCUGUAUCCACUAGAUUUGUGACUUCAUCUAGAUCUGCGUCUUCUAAACGAAUUCUAGAAGUUUUCGAGUCAACACCCCCUUCCACGUCACCAAUUCCAACUACAACAACUUCUGAAACAGUGGAUGCAAACAAAUGGAGUAAAUUCACAUUAGGAAAGAAUCCGACAGUGAGUAGCAGUACGAGUGAACCGAAACCAGAGGGAUCAUGGACACAUGCAGUUAACAAGGAAUGGUCGAUUACUUUUGUUCUUUGUUCAAUCAUUGUUUGCACUAUUAUGCUAUUUCUUGCCGUAUUCGGAACAUUUACCGUAUUUUAUCUGAUGACUAAACCGAGAGGAGGCAAGUCUCCAUACUCAGUUGAUGCCUGA